Molecule: messenger RNA, 4145 nt
Organism: Conger conger (European conger)
Lineage: Eukaryota; Metazoa; Chordata; Actinopteri; Anguilliformes; Congridae
Gene: sidt2
Product: SID1 transmembrane family, member 2
Exons: 27
Coding region: 885-3425 (846 amino acids)
Cellular component (GO): membrane
Source: RefSeq, a predicted model, not a curated record
UUACAGUGUACUAGGAGGGCGCUAGUGAGUGACACGGAUUUUAACCCUGCGCGUGACACACAUACCAAAUCAUCCCCGACAACAUCUCAAAACUGCGAGCAUUGCGGUCCAAGACCCCGGUGAUGAAAAGCAAUGAGAGUUGCUAACGUAUGUGGUGCAAUUGGCAUGAUAGAUUAAUUAACGGUGAGCCUUGUUUCCGACGCUUGGAAGAGACCUAUUACUUCAUUCACCAUGGUGGUUGGAUAGCUAACACGGAUGUGGGCUCUGUGGUUGUGUUCAGCCCCUUCAAUAAAAUGUUGUAAUAACCGGCUGUUGAUAAGUAACCAGGCGAAGGAAACCGUGUGGAUAAAGAUAUCCGAAGAUCUUUGGCGAAUGACUAGUGGGAGCAAACGAGCAUAGCGGAGAGACGCUAAUCACUGCCGUACUGGAGGAUCAGCUAUUACAGUGGCUAGUUCGGCGCAGAGGAUUGAUUGUUAUAUCUAGGAAGUGGAGCCUACUCUCAACUAACAUUGCUAACAUUCAAACUGUUUGAUGGUUGAUUGUUUGCUACAAAUAUGAGUACCGACAAAAAAAGGUUUAUCGUUACAACAGUUAUUCGGCAAUCGUUUCGCAGCCUUGUUAUUAAAACGCUUUCGUGGUAAACAGCUGCUACUGCUACUGCGAGCUUCACAAAUGUGGGUAACUUAAUGUGUACGUCUAGCCUUAUUAAUUAAGCUAACUGUAGCUAGCAGACAUAGUUAAUAACUUGCGCUUUUAUAAACGGGUCUCGUGUAAUAAAGCCCGGAAGCUAUUGGACAAUUACAGCAACCGUGGCAUUCGAUACAGUGAGUAAUCGCGAAUAACCUGCUAGCUAGCUCAUUUACGUUAACUCGACAGCUGUCAGCAUGGCAAGGAGAAGCUGCUGGAAAUCCAGACACAAGCCAGGGUCUUGCCCCGUUUCGGCUGGUUUCCGAACUGGGCUAGUGGCUCUGUGUUUGUGGCUUAGUGCGACCAGCUCUGGGUGUUCCGCGAAAGUGGUACAAAAGGAUGCAGAGUUCGACGUAACGUACAAUGACACGGUGACAAGCGACAUCCAAGCUAUCUACGCCUUCAACCACACUGUGUCUCGGAAUAAGACGGAGGGGGUGCGCGUGUCAGUGGACGUGCAGGCCAGCGGAGUGGAGAGCCCCAUCCUCUUUGUGGUGCGGCAGAAGCAGGCAGUGGUGUCCUUCCAGGUCCCCCUCAUUCUGCGUGGCCUGUACCAGAGGAAGUACCCGUACGCCCAUGUGGGGCGAACGCUGUGCCAGCCUCCCACUCGCGCUGCCUCCGAGACGCAGUUCUUCUUCGUGGACGUGUCGACCCUGUCCAACGUGGGCACGCACUACCAGCUCCGGGUCAGCAGAGUGGACAGCUUCACCCUGCACACAGACAAGAAGUUCAGCUUCAUCGCUACGCCAUCCCAGCCCCAGUUCUUCAAGUACGAGUUCCCAGAGGGUGUUGACACGGUCAUCGUGAAGGUCAACUCCCAGAUGACCUUCCCCUGCUCGGUCAUGUCCAUCCAGGACAUCCUGUGCCCAGUGUAUGACCUGGACAAUAACGUGGCUUUCAUUGGCAUGUACCAGACAAUGACAAAGACAGCUGCCAUCACAGUUCAGAGGAAGGACUUCCCCAGCAACAGUUUCUACGUGGUUGUCGUGGUGAAGACGGAGGAUGAAGCGUGCGGCGGCCCCUUGAGGUUUUACCCCCUGAGGCCCGACGAGCUAAUCGAUGCUGGGAAUCGCAGCAAGGAGCUGGAUGUGGUGGUGUCUCCUGCCAUCAGCUCGGAGGUGUAUGUGAUGGGGAUGCUGUUUUGCCUGGGAAUCUUCCUCUCCUUCUACGUCCUGACCUUCCUGGUGGCCUGCGUGGAGAACAAGCGGAUGCACCGGAAGAGAGACGGCCUCCUCAGCACGCCAGACAUGUCGCCAGCGGAGACAGCCUCUUUGCUUGGAAAGGGUGUGGCCCCUGCAUCGCCCUAUGAGUACGGCUCCUUCGCGGAUAACGGCAGUACGUUGAGUUCGGAGGCCAUCACGGACAGUGUGACCUCAGCAGAGGCUAACUACGGAUACAUGGAGAGGUCUAUGGAGCAUGUGGGGCGUGUCAGGCAGGAGUCUCUCAGCUCGGUCGAGGAGGACGACUACGACACUCUGGCCGACAUCGACUCCGACAAGAACAUCGUCCGCACCAAGAAGUUCCUCUGCGUGUCCGACCUUGCUCGCAAAGACAAAAGGGUCCUCAGCAAGAAAUACCAGAUCUACUUCUGGAACAUCGCCACCAUCGCCGUUUUCUACGCCCUGCCUGUGAUUCAGCUGGUCAUCACAUAUCAAACGGUGGUGAAUGUGACAGGAAACCAGGACAUCUGUUACUACAACUUCCUGUGCGCACACCCCCUUGGUGCUCUGAGUGCCUUCAACAACAUCCUGAGUAACCUGGGCUACGUGAUGCUGGGUCUGCUGUUCCUCCUGAUCGUGCUGCAGAGAGACAUCGUACACAACAGAGCCCUGAUGCGCAGUGACCUGGCAGCACUGGAGUGUGGGAUCCCCAAACACUUUGGGCUGUUCUACGCCAUGGGCACCGCCCUUAUGAUGGAGGGCCUGCUGAGUGCCUGCUACCAUGUCUGUCCCAACUACACCAACUUCCAGUUCGACACCUCCUUCAUGUACAUGAUCGCCGGGCUGUGCAUGCUGAAGCUGUACCAGAAGAGGCACCCCGACAUCAACGCCAGCGCCUACACCGCCUACGCGUGCCUGGCUGCUGUCAUCUUCUUCUCCGUACUGGGCGUGGUUUUUGGAAAGGGGAACACGGUGUUCUGGAUUGUCUUCUCCAUCAUACACAUCCUGGCCACCAUGCUGCUCAGCACCCAACUGUACUACAUGGGCCGCUGGAGGCUGGACUCUGGGAUCCUGCGGAGAGUACUGCAUGUGAUCUACACAGACUGUAUCCGCCAGUGCAGUGGGCCCAUGUACAUUGACCGGAUGGUGCUAUUGGUGAUGGGAAACAUUGUCAACUGGUCACUGGCUGCAUACGGGCUGAUUGAGAGGCCCAAUGACUUUGCCUCCUACCUGCUGGCCAUCGCCAUCUGCAACCUGCUGCUGUACUUCGCCUUCUACAUCAUCAUGAAGCUCCGCAGUGGUGAGCGGAUCCAGUGUCUGGCGCUGGUGUGUAUCCUCUUCACAGCGGUGGUCUGGGGAUUCGCUCUGUUCUUCUUCUUUCAGGGCCUCAGCACCUGGCAGAAAACCCCAGCUGAGUCACGGGAGCACAACCGCGAGUGCAUCUUGCUCUCCUUCUUUGAUGACCAUGACAUCUGGCACUUUCUGUCCUCCAUUGCCAUGUUUGGCUCCUUCCUGGUUCUCCUUACAAUGGACGAUGACCUGGACAAUGUACAGAGAGACAAGAUCUACGUCUUCUGAGGGAGCGCCCACCUCACUCACUCUUCUCACACUGGCCAACGGUGUCCCAGAGGCAAUGGAGACUGCCACUGGGCAUCCCUGCUGACUGUAGGAGGGGGCCACACCCCUUCCCCUUCUCACAGCCAAUCAAAGAGAUGGUGGAGGGUGUGAGUCCUUUCUCCCAGGCGACAGUCUGCAUGAUGGACACUUGAUGUGCCAACCAAUGAGACUGGGCCACAGAAAGAGUGCUGGAGUCCCCGCCCUCGCGUUUGCUCUUAACUUUUCGUUGUUGAUGGUGGUGAUAGCAACACUCAUAAUGCUGGUAUUAAUGUUCUUAACUGUUAUCUCAUAUUGCGUCUGAACCGACCGUCCGUUUGCCAUCCCUGUUGGAAAAUCGCUGGACUUUUUUUAUGUGUAUGUUUACGAUGUGCGUGCCUACGUGUGCGUGUGCGUGACAGAGAGAAGGGCGUGCGUUCGAAUGUGCUCGAUGUUCAGUACAUCAGUGGCCUUCUAUGUUCUGAUCAGCCGUUUUUACCCAUGAUUCUGUGCAACACUGUCUGUGGAGUGGGAACGGACCUCAACAGAUUGGAAGAGGUUGCAUUUCAAGACAAAUGUCCCAAGCUGGCAAGAAUAAUAUAUUUUGCACUGUAUGGAACAAAAAUAAAAAUCAUUUUAAAAUGCAUUACUUUAAAAUACUGGACUUUAUGAAGAAGUUACUAAAUAAAGUUUUUCAAUACCUAA